Messenger RNA from Penicillium soppii, 627 nucleotides. RefSeq names its product MADS-box domain-containing protein. NCBI's taxonomy places the organism in Eukaryota, Fungi, Ascomycota, Eurotiomycetes, Eurotiales, Aspergillaceae. The coding region runs from base 1 to 627 and encodes 208 amino acids. The record is from RefSeq and is a predicted model, not a curated record. Gene Ontology annotation, molecular function: protein dimerization activity; RNA polymerase II cis-regulatory region sequence-specific DNA binding; DNA-binding transcription factor activity, RNA polymerase II-specific. Gene Ontology annotation, biological process: positive regulation of transcription by RNA polymerase II. The transcript is spliced from 3 exons.
AUGUCUGCUCAAAUCGAUGAGAAGCUUUCUCCUGGUCAUGAUGACCUCCCCGGCAACAAUAGUCAGGGUACCAAGCGCAACCGCAUGAGCGCCGACGACGACGAAGAUGAUGAUGAUAAGCCUGGUCGUGAGCGUCGCAAGAUCGAAAUCAAGUUUAUUCAGGAUAAGUCGCGUCGGCAUAUUACUUUCUCUAAGCGCAAGGCUGGUAUUAUGAAGAAGGCCUAUGAACUUUCCGUCUUGACCGGUACUCAAGUCCUCCUUCUGGUCGUCUCCGAAACUGGCCUCGUCUACACCUUUACCACUCCUAAGCUCCAGCCACUCGUCACCAAGGCCGAGGGCAAGAACCUCAUUCAGGCCUGUCUGAAUGCCCCUGACCCCGCUGCCAGCGAGAACGGCGUCGACGCCCCCGAUGUCGCCCCCGAGGCUCCCGAGGAUGUGGCACACAACAACGUCAACGCGCCCCAGGGGAAUAUGCGCCCCGGUAUGCACCCUGGCUACAUGACCAACGAGCAACAACAGCAGAUGGCCUACUACCAGAACCUGCAGCAGCAGCAACAGCAGGCUGGUGGCCAGUACCCCAUGCCCGUCAGCGGUCGCAUGCCCCCUCACCAACAACCCACCGCUUAA